Messenger RNA from Haliotis rufescens (red abalone), 1635 nucleotides. RefSeq lists its product as uncharacterized. The transcript is spliced from 9 exons. Bases 1 to 1635 code for a protein of 544 amino acids. Gene Ontology annotation, molecular function: DNA-binding transcription factor activity; zinc ion binding. Lineage: Eukaryota; Metazoa; Mollusca; Gastropoda; Lepetellida; Haliotidae. The record is from RefSeq and is a predicted model, not a curated record.
AUGCAAGAUCCGAAAGUACAAGACCACCAUGAAUAUGACCACGGAUAUUCACAAAAUAUUCCGGCAAAGAAAAUUACUGGAAGCAAAAAGAGAGGUUGUUCUGCUGCAAUUUACCUUUGGGAGGUGAUCACCUUUCCCGAUUACAAGCUAAUGAGUGAAUCUCAUCACCACAAGCAACUGAAGUCCCAAGAGCUCAGAACUGUAUUAGAAUCACCUGUGUAUGAUGAUGUCAGAAGGGAAAAGCUCAUUUAUAUUGACCUACCAUCUGAGGACCUUCAUUCCAACCAUAUCAUGGGACAGGCUGCAGAUUUGAAAGCUCCGAUUGACCCCCGCCUCACUGAUAACAUCAAACAAAGGGUCCAUGAUGGCAUUUUUAAUGUCAAUGAAAUGAAGCGACAUUCACAAAUAUUUGUUGAAAGUCUCUUUGCAGAAAAGAUCAUGCCAAAGAGAUUUAAGAGAAGUUUGCUCCUUGUUUACCAAUGGGAUUGGCAACAAAAGCUGCUGAAUAGAUAUGGACAAGAGAUUGUCUUUUUGGAUGCUACUUACAGAACAACGAGGUAUGCUCUGCCACUGUUCUUAUGCAUGCCGACAUUUUUAUUUGUGACUUCCACAGGAAACAGGCUUGGCAGCGGUGGACAUCUGCUAAAUGUUUCAAACAUUCCAAAAUAUGUUGACUUUCCAUCUUUUCAGAAAUGGGUAUGGGCCUUCAGGAACAGCUUGUUGUCAUUUGUUGUAAACACAAACAAUGGUGUAGAAGCUCAAAAUAAGCUGUUUAAAUAUGAAUACUUGGCCCCAUUUAGAGUGAAAGCUCUAAGUGGUCUGAUGUCUACCUUGGUUGACAACUUCUUUGAAGAUGCUCAUCGAAAUAACUUGAGUAAUGCGAGAACAGAUUGUUCCCACUUUGGGGAGACAAUGAUACAGUCAAGUGCUGACUCUUAUGGCAAAUUUUGCAAUACUAGGAACAUGAAACCCAUAUUUGUACUUACUAAUUGCAUUUGUAGGUACCUGGAUGCCAAUGUGACCAUGUCAGCGGGAUGGAGGGAGGGGAUGGAGAACAUUCCCGUGGAAUACCACCAUCGCCCAGCUCCAUUCAUAAAACACAUGAGGGUGCUGGAGCAGAAAUCUGCUGACAUCACUGUAAACAUGGUGACGGAGGUGGAAGGAGGCCUGUAUGAGGUUAAAGCAGAUGGCACUAAACACACUUAUAGUGUCUUCUUGGGUAGUGAGGAAACCAAAUCCAUUCCAUCAUGCACUUGUCGGCAAUUCUGUAAGGUCCAUUUACCUUGCAAACACUUUGCAGCUGUGUUCCGGCAUGUGCCUGGUGUGAGUUGGACUUCACUGCCCAACUUCUACAGGUCUCAUCCAAUCAUCACUGUUGAUGAUGAUUGUGUGAACCUUCUUCCUCCACACACUAAAGCAGCUGAAGAUAUUUCCCCAUCCCAAUCUGCCAUCAACAAUCAUGAUUGCCUUAAACAAGCUACCAUGAUAAAUCCAGUGGAAGAUUCAUCACUGCACCUGGCAAGCAGUGCCAAGUCUGUGAGAGGUCAUUGCUGCAAUACAAGGUCUGACAUAACUGGUAGAUUCUGCAAAGGCUCUGCAGAAAGCCAAAUCAGACUUGCAGAUGGUUGCAAAUGA